Messenger RNA from Penicillium concentricum, 888 nucleotides. Its product is annotated as fungal specific transcription factor domain-containing protein. Lineage: Eukaryota; Fungi; Ascomycota; Eurotiomycetes; Eurotiales; Aspergillaceae. Bases 1 to 888 code for a protein of 295 amino acids. The record is from RefSeq and is a predicted model, not a curated record. The transcript has 3 exons.
AUGGCCUCAAUACGCAAGGUUCUUUACAGUAUCCCCCGAGGGACCAAGCCCGAUAUCAAGAAGCUUUAUGCUUUCGCAGCCAAGGCAAGAGAUGAGCUUUCUCUCUGGGUGUCUGGAUUAUCAGAAAGCAUCUCUGUGGACAUGACCGAUCUGGGUCGCGUUCACCUUCCCCAUGUCCUACAGCUACAUAUGCAAUUUCAUGCCGUUCGAAUUAUUGUAGAUCAGCCCUUCGCCUUCCAGCUACCUGGCCUAGGAGGCUUGACCGAAGAAAAUAUAAACCACAGCCGAGAAUGCUGCCAUGAUGCCGCUCUUGCUAUUACCAAACUUCUCCAGGCCAUUCGUCGCCAUUUCUCGCUCCGCCGUGUCAAUAUCCAAACCGUUCACCUUAUAUUCACGGCAAUGCUAGUGCAAACUCAAAGCGCCUUCCUAUCCCCCGACUUUCAGAUCCGUGACACAGCGCGAAGACAACUCGAAAUCUGUUCACAGGCCCUCGGCGAGAUUGGUCAAGCUUAUAAGAAUGCACUCCGAGCCUUGGAAGUCAUCACUUCUAUUAAAUCUGAACUCCUCCGCCGUGAAAGAAGGGAAUCCACUACCGGUCUUAGUAUUAUCGGCCAGUCAAGUUCCAUGAGCUCGAUGAUCCCAUUAGGCCAGAUCCCACCCGGAUUUCUCGGGGUAGAAACGGGGGCAUCACAAUCAUGGAUGGAUAAUUUUGCGAACGAUUCAUUGUUUAAUCGCUGUGGGAGUGCCCCAGGCAUUGACUUGGAACAGUGUGCUUCUAUGGCUGACCAAAUUCCUUUUCCCGACCAUUCUUCAUGGGCGCCAUGUGUCGGUUCCUCUGCUGCCUUGUGUUCUGAAAGAAAUGAUGCGGCAGCGUCGUCAAUGCAAUAA